Molecule: messenger RNA, 348 nt
Organism: Alternaria alternata
Lineage: Eukaryota; Fungi; Ascomycota; Dothideomycetes; Pleosporales; Pleosporaceae
Exons: 3
Coding region: 1-348 (115 amino acids)
Source: RefSeq, a predicted model, not a curated record
AUGAGAUUCACCACCCCCAUCCUCCUUCUAGCUCUGGGUGUGAGCGUCCAAGCUGAAUGCUACAUCGAGAGCGGCUUUGGUACUACCGGCGACAAAGACUGCUGCUGGGGUGGCGACCAAGGCGCAGACGCCUGUCUAAGGCAACGAGGCGGCAUAGCAUGCACUCAAGUUGGCAACGCAGAAUCCGGAAACUUCUGUAUCAACAUGGGUAUUCCCACUGAGAAAUGUAGCGCGGACUGCUGCGAUAUCAAGACUGGAAAUGGACAGCCUUGCCCCAAGGGAAAGAAUAGGUGUGAUAAGGACUCGGGCUGCCCAUACCGUGAUGCCAACGGAAACCUUCGCUCAUAA